GAAUCCUUGUCCAUAAAAAAGAAGAAACGGCAGCCAGCUCACUCACUUCUAGUCCCGCUUCUUCUUUUCCUUCUUUCUUAUUUUUCUGCGCUGCGGAGGAUCUGCGAUGUCAUCCCUGGAUGGCGAGGUAUGCGUGGUGACAGGAGCAUGCGGUUUCCUGGGAAAGACGCUGAUCAAGAUGCUGCUUGAGCAGGAGAAAAACAUCGGCGAGGUUCGGCUCCUCGACAUAAACGUCAAAAAGGAGGUGCUGCAAAGCCUGCAAGAAAUCCGUGGCGACAUUAAACUUACAGUGUUUGAGGGCGACAUUCGAGACGCCGACUUUGUGAGGAAGGCGUGUCGGGGAGCCACACUAGUCUUCCACAUCGCCUCCAUCAUCGACGUCACAGAGGCCGUCGAGCCCAGCGAGAUAUAUGGAGUGAAUGUGAAAGGGACCGAGAAUCUCCUGGAGGCUUGUGUCCAGGAGAAUGUGGCCUCUUUCAUCUACACCAGCACAGUCGAGGUGAUGGGCCCCAACCUGAAAGGCGACCCGGUGGUAAAUGGCCACGAGGACAUGGCCUACCGUUGCGCCCUCAAGUCAUCCUACAGCAGGACCAAAAAGGAAGCAGAGGUUCGUGCCCUGGAGUACCACGGCGAGUGGCUGCCUGAUGGCGGGCGCCUGGCCACCUGCGCCCUGAGGCCCAUGUACAUCUACGGGGAAGACUGCCGUUUCCUGUUGGGCCACAUGGCGGACGGGGUGCGCAAUGGGGACGUCCUCUACCGGAUGUCCCAACGAGAGGCCAAAGUCAACCCGGUGUAUGUAGGUAACGUGGCGGUCGCCCACCUCCAGGCCGCCCGCUGCCUUAAGGACCCCGAGCGCCGGGCGGACGUAGGCGGAAAGUUUUACUUUGUGUCUGACGACACGCCGCACAUCAGCUACUCAGACUUCAACUACGCCAUCAUGUCACCCCUGGGCUUCGGCAUCCAGGAGAGGAUGAUGGUGCCCCUGCCCCUGUUCUACGUGUUUUGUUUCCUGUGGGAAAUGGUGUGCCUAAUGCUUCGGCCUUUCCGCCGGGUGGUGCCGCCCAUCAACCGGCAGCUGCUCACCAUGCUCAACACGCCCUUCAGCUUUUCCUACGACAAAGCCAAACGUGAGCUGGGUUACACGCCUAAGUACACCUGGCAGCAAGCGCGAAGUAACACCACCCAGUGGCUUGCGCAACAGCUGCCCAUUCAGCGCCAGGAAAUAUGGAAAAAAUAAAAAGGCCAGUUUCGUUGUUCUGGUCAAAGUUUAAAUUUCAAAGAAAGAGGCUUGCUUAAAAAACAACACACACAAACAUAUUAUCAGAAUGUGUAGUUUAGGAGGGUAAAACUCCCUUAGUAGCCUGAGGUUAAACGUCAAAGAAAACUUCUUUGGUACCCACCCAGCAUUAAAACAAAGGAAAAACAGUUUUCUGUUUGUUUUUUUUGUUUUUUUAAAAGGUUAAAUUUACAUUAAAAUACUGGCCGCUGUGGUUGCUAGACUUUUACCAUUAAAUAGGUGCACAUGAACACACAAUUUAAAUCUCUUCUACCAAUAUUUUCAUUGUUGCGUUCAUUGACAGUUUCUUGAGUUGACCUAAAAUGUCACUGUUCCUGUUGUGACAUAAAUGUAUUAAAGUAUUAAAUCUUU
Corythoichthys intestinalis (scribbled pipefish) is the source of this 1648-nucleotide messenger RNA. RefSeq names its product hydroxy-delta-5-steroid dehydrogenase, 3 beta- and steroid delta-isomerase 1 (gene hsd3b1). Gene Ontology annotation, molecular function: 3-beta-hydroxy-Delta5-steroid dehydrogenase (NAD+) activity. The record is from RefSeq and is a predicted model, not a curated record. Gene Ontology annotation, biological process: steroid biosynthetic process. The transcript has 3 exons. NCBI's taxonomy places the organism in Eukaryota, Metazoa, Chordata, Actinopteri, Syngnathiformes, Syngnathidae. The coding region runs from base 107 to 1237 and encodes 376 amino acids.